GGUCAGAACCACCUUCUGAGGACAGACAGCAUCUGAGAUUUAAUCCACACAGUGUGGAUUCAGACGUCUUCACCCUGUUGACCGCCCUGACUCUGCCGUUGGACCUGGGGAAAAGGUUUUCAUCGUGACACCGACACGCCCGAACAUGGACAGGAACAGGAAGUGGGUGCCAGGCUUCGAAGCUGUGCUAUUGAUACUCCUGAGUCACACGACUGUAGCGCUCGAAGUGCCUCUUGAUCCUAAAGUACUGGACGGAUUGCCCCAGCCCCCGACUAUAACACUGCAGUCUCCGAAAGAUUACAUCUUUGAUCCGCGGGAGAACAUCGUCAUCCACUGUGAGGCCAAGGGGAAGCCUCAACCCAGCUUUUCAUGGACGAGAAAUGGGAGCCACUUUGAUGUAGAGAAAGACUCCAAAGUCCUAAUGAAGCCCGGUUCAGGAACUCUGGUCAUCGACAUCAGCCAGGAGAAGGCUGAAGCCUACGAGGGAACGUACCAGUGUACAGCUCACAAUGAGCACGGCACCGCUGUGUCCAACAACAUCGUCAUCCGACAGUCCAGGUCCCCCUUAUGGUCGAAGGAGAGAAAUGAGGCCAUCGUGGUGCAGAUGGGGGUCUCCCUGGUGCUGCAUUGCCGACCCCCUGCUGGGUUACCUCCUCCUGUCAUCUUCUGGAUGGAUAACAAUUUCCAGCGGCUGCCCUUGGAUAAACGAGUGUCCCAGGUCCUGAAUGGAGACUUGUACUUUUCCAAUGUUCUCCCAGAAGACACCAGGAGCGACUACAUUUGCUACGCUCGCUUCCCGCAUACGCAGACCAUCCAGCAGAAACAGCCCAUCUCAGUCAAUGUGCUGGACAGUAACCCAGAGGGGGAGCGUCGCCCUGGUUUUAUGCUGCCUCUUGGCACCACCAGCACCAAGAUGGUUCUGAAAGGAGAGACUCUGGAGCUAGAAUGCGUCGCUGAGGGCUUGCCCACUCCGGAUAUCUCUUGGCAGAAGGAUGGAGGAGAGUUGCCAAGCAGCAGAACGUCUUUCCACAACUUCAAGAAAACGCUGAAGAUUUCCGACGUGAUUGAAGAGGACGGUGGCGAUUACCGCUGCACGGCCACAAACAACCUGGGAACCGCGCACCACAUCAUCAAGGUCAAUGUCAAAGCUGCUCCUUUCUGGGUCAGCGCUCCCAGGAACCUGAUCCUCGCUCCGAAUGAAACCGGCAUCUUGACAUGUCGAGUCAGUGGAGUACCCAAACCAAAGAUCAGCUGGUUUGUCAAUGGAGUUCCCAUAGAGAAUGCUCCAGAGGACCACAGUCGCAAAGUGGACGACGACACUGUGAUUCUCAGCAACGUUCCAUCAGGGUCCAGCGCUGUCUACCAAUGUAACGCGUCCAAUGAGUUUGGCUACCUGAUGGCUAACGCUUUUGUCAGCGUUCUUGCUGAACCUCCAAGGGUUCUCACGCCACCCAACAGAGUGUACCAGGUCAUCAGCAACAACCCUGCAUUACUUCACUGUGCCUCCUUUGGCUCACCAAUACCAACCAUCACAUGGUUCAAAGACAGUCAGAUCAGCAUUAAGGAUGGUGAUCCAUAUGUGAUCCAUGAGAACGGUACACUGGAAAUCAAUGUGGCCCAACCACUGAAUAGCGGAAAGUACACCUGCAUUGCCACCAACAACCUGGGGAUCAAGGAGAACCACGUCUACCUGGAGGUUAAAGAGCCCACUCGUAUCCUGAAGCAGCCGGAGUACAAGGUGGUGCAGAGAGGAAUGAGCGCCGUGUUCGAGUGUAAAGUCAAACACGACCCUUCUCUCGUUCCCACCAUGACCUGGCUCAAAGACAAAGGAGAGCUGCCAGACGAUGAGAGGUUUGAAGUGGACACCGACAGUCUGCUGAUCAAAGACGUGACCGAUGAGGAUGAAGGCACUUACACCUGCAUCAUGAACACCACCCUGGAUCAGGACUCAGCUAGCGCCAUGCUGACCGUUGUUGAGGCAACUCCUACGCCGGCAAUUGUCUACGAGAAACCUGACCAGCCGACUGACCUGGAACUGACUGACCAAACAGAGAGAACCGUUCAGCUCACCUGGACCCCAGGAGAUGAACACAACAGUCCCACAGAGAAGUUUUUGAUCCAGUAUGAGGAUCUGCUCCAUGAGCCGGGAGUUUGGAUCAACCUGACCGAAGUUUCUGGUACCAGCACGACGGCUCAGUUGCACCUCUCUCCGUACGUCUACUACGCUUUCAGAGUGCUGGCUCUGAAUAGCGUUGGCUACAGCGAUCCCAGCCAGCCCUCACGGCAGUACAGGACCAACCCUGCAGCUCCUGAUGAAAAUCCAUCAGGUGUUCAUGGAGUAGGACUGGAGCCGGGCAACUUGGUCAUCACCUGGACACCACUGACAGGAUUCCAAUCCAAUGGGCCCGGUCUGGAGUACAAAGUGCAGUGGAGACAGAAGGACGUGGAGGAGAACUGGUCGUCAAAGAACGUGGCCAACGUUUCUCAGUUUAUUGUGUCAGGAACCCCGACCUACGUGCCCUACGAGAUUAAAGUUCAGGCUCUGAAUGACUACGGCAACGGACCUGACCCUGAAGUAGUGACGGGGUACUCUGGAGAAGACUUGCCUUUGUCUGCUCCUGAUAGUGUGCGAGUGAUGGUUCACAACAGCACACUUGCAGAGGUUCACUGGGAGCCUGUAGCUUUCCCCUCAGUCCGAGGAAAACUACAGGCCUACAAGGUGUACUACCAUCGGGAGCGUGGCUUACAAGAGACAGAAAAGGAGACAAAGGAGGAGGACCAGGUUUUAACUUUCAGCGGGAACCGUAGCGAGGGACGUCUGCCAGGCCUCCAGCCUUACAGCGUCUACAGCCUCUUCGUCAAGGUCCUUAACAGCAAAGGAGAAGGGCCUCCCAGCCCCAGCAAGACUUUUGAGACACCUGAGGGAGUCCCAGGGCUUCCUUCUUUUCUGAACGUGGUCAACCGUGGUUUGGACUUUCUCACUCUGGAGUGGGGCCCACCGAAGAACAACAAUGGCCGCCUCGCUGGAUACACGCUCAAAUACCAACCAGUCAACUACACUAGUGAACUGGGACCAGAAAAGGUCAUGACCUUUUUGGCCAAUGAGACCACCAUCACCCUGGGCAACCUGAACGCCAGCAUGCUCUACAAGUUUUACCUAAGCGCCAGAACAAUCAAGGGCCCUGGCCCCAUCAUCACAGAAGAGGCCUCCACGGUCGUGGACACAACUCGUACUCAGCCCACUGUAGAGACGGGCAAAGGCCCCACAGAGCCCCCUCACCCAACUUCCCCCAUCACUCAGUCUCUGCAUUCCCCGUUUCACAAGGUGCCUCCUGUAGGCCCUCCGUUUGGUACAGUUAACACGUCUGUAUCAGAGGACGGUGCAGUGAUCAGUUGGGAAUACUUUGGACACCAUAAGAAUGUAUAUGUGGAAUAUAUUGUAGAAAACAGUAAAGAGGACUGGAAAAAGGAGGCGGUAAAUGGUUCACACUCGCAUAUGAUAAAGGGUUUAAAGCCGGGGAUGUCCUAUAGGGUGCGUGUGGUAGCUAGAGAUGCAGCUGACCCGACAGACCACCGCACAGACGAGGUGUUGGUUACGGUGCCAGCUGUACCCAGUCGGCAGGUAGACAUCGCCACCCAGGGCUGGUUUAUUGGACUCAUGUGUGCCAUCGCUCUCCUCAUCCUGGUGCUCCUCAUAGUGUGCUUCAUCAAGAGAAACAAGGGAGGCAAAUAUCCAGUCAAAGAGAAAGAAGAUGCUCACCAAGACCCAGAGAUCCAGCCCAUGAAGGAGGAUGAUGGGACAUUUGGAGAGUACAGUGACACAGAGGACCACAAGCCGCUGAAGGGCAGCCGGACGCCGUCCAACGGGACGGUGCGCCGCGACGAGAGCGACGACAGCCUGGUGGACUACGGGGAGGGCGGGGACGGACAGUUCAACGAGGACGGCUCCUUCAUCGGCCAGUACAGCGGCAAGAAAGAGAAAGACACGCACGAAGGCAACGAGAGCUCGGAGGCCCCGUCGCCCGUCAACGCCAUGAACUCGUUCGUCUAACGAAGGGCCGACAGCCCGGCGGCAACUGUUGCUACGGCCUGCAUCCUCGUCACCCUGGCAAAUGUGACCAUGGAGACCGCCUCUGUGGUGACAGUUGCUAAGGUGACAGUCGUUUUGUGGACGCCUACUUUUACCCCCGUUGGUGGCUGUCGCUCUGGUGGCCAUGGCUACCCGUCACCAAGACUGCUGACACGUCCUCAUCCCCACAUCCCCGCCAGCCCCCCGAAGUCACACUGUGACCUCCCAAUGAACACACACUCAACAAGACUGACACUACAUCCCCCCCCCCUCCCUCCUCCCAAUGAAAGCUGAAAGAAGGUGUGAAACAAG
Molecule: messenger RNA, 4381 nt
Organism: Stegastes partitus (bicolor damselfish)
Lineage: Eukaryota; Metazoa; Chordata; Actinopteri; Pomacentridae
Gene: nrcama
Product: neuronal cell adhesion molecule a
Exons: 31
Coding region: 146-4051 (1301 amino acids)
Biological process (GO): brain development; cell-cell adhesion; axon guidance
Cellular component (GO): plasma membrane; axon
Molecular function (GO): cell-cell adhesion mediator activity
Source: RefSeq, a predicted model, not a curated record